This is a messenger RNA of Paramecium octaurelia, 1852 nucleotides long. The record is from the annotation of a GenBank genome assembly. Lineage: Eukaryota; Ciliophora; Oligohymenophorea; Peniculida; Parameciidae.
AUUAUGUAAGAUCAAUAAAAGAUUGUCCUACUUACCAAUCAACUAGAGGAACUCAGGAAGUUAAAUAAGGAUUAGAAGGAAUUGAUAUUUCAAUAUGAGGAAUAGAAUGGAGCUGCUGAAAGUAUUUAAAUAAUACCUAUAAUAAGAGAAGAUCAAUGCUUUAAAUUAAAUACAUCAAGAUAAGGUUCGUAAUCUUAUGAAUUCGAUCACCCUCUUGAAAAAGGAGAAUGCACAAUUGAAAAACAUGAAUAAGGAACACAAAAGAUCACAAUUAAUUGAGUAACUGAAUCAAGAGAUUGCAGAUUAAGAUCUAGUUAUUUAAACAUUGCGUUCCAUUGUCAACAAUGAUUAAAGAUGUGACAAUCAAAUUAUUGAGGCAUUGAACAAAGGACCUCCAAAGAUCAAGGCUUUAACAAGAGAAGAAUUGAAAAUUGAAAACAAGAGGUUAGAUAAUUAAUUGAGAGCCCUCAAAGAAUAGAUGAACAAAAAAUAACAAGAGUUGAUGCAAUCUGAGCAAAGUGAAAAUGCUAGUACAUUCUCUAUGGAUGCCCAAUUUGAAGUGCACACCAAGAAAAUAGCUCAAUUAACUGAAGAUAACUCUAAUUUCAAAGCCGAAAUUGCUGCUUUAUAAGACAAGAAUUUCAAAUUGGAAGAAACAUUAGAUGAAAAAAGUAGAUAGAUUACAGUUUUGAAUGAAUAAAAAGGCCAAUUAGUUAUACUAACCAAAAAAUAUGAAUAACUUCAAAAAUUGAUGGAAGAUUACAAAAAAAGAGAAAAUCAAUAAGAAUUCCAUGAUAUCACUAAAGAAGUUGAUAUUGAAGAAUAGAAGAUGCUUAAUAAGGUUUAGGAGACCAAAUUAGAAAGCGUGGAAAAAUAAUUGAGAGCAGAAAUUGAUAUAAUAAAAUUAGAAAAGCAAGGAGUGUAAAGAGAUUUAGAGAAUAAAUCUACUGAAUUAGGAAAAGCAAUUAAGAAGAAUUAAUAAUUAGAGAAGAGAUUAAUGGAAUAAGAAAAGGAAUUGAAUGCUAAAUCGUAAUAACAUUAAUAUUAAUUAUUAGUAAAGAAUUGAGAGAGAGAAUAGAAGAAUUCUCCAAAAAGGAAGCCGAUUAUUUGGCUUAACUUAGUUAAUUGAAAUAAUCAUUAGCUUAAAAAGAAAAUGAAAUUUCACAAAACUUAUUAGAUUAGGGAUAGUUGAAAGCCACCAUCACUAAAUAAGAACAAGAUAUAGAAUAAUUGUAAGCUAAAUUAUAGAGAGCAGGAGCAUAUAAGCAAGUUGAUGACAUCUCUUAUGAUGUAAAAAUCAACAAGGAAAUCUAAAAUAAAUUAAAGUAAUAAACUAUUUCAGAUGAUCCAAAAGUUUUGAAACAGGCUCUAAAAUAAUAAUAACAAUACUAUGAAUAAGUUAUUUCAGUUUUGUAAUAAAGAGUGUUGUAAUAAAAAUAAGAUAACCUAUCUGAUGUAAGUUCAAAUAUCUCUAAAUUAAUAAAACAAGAAGAUAAUUAAGAAAUAGAUAUGUUAAGUUCAGACAUUUCCUAAUUUGAAAAGAAGUAAUAGGACUAUGAUGUGGAUUCAAAUAUUGAAGAUCAAAAUAUCCCUUCCGAUAUUCAUUCUUCAGUUACAUCAAUUUUAAAUGCUCCAAAACCAAGCAAAAAAUAAAUUGACUCUAACUUUUCUAGGUUUGAAUCUAUGAAAUCCUCCGACAUUGAUAAGAUAUCAUCUAAUCUAUCAGACUAAUAAAAUGCUUCAUUAUCCAAAGUCAGUUCUAAUUUGUCAAAAAUAUCUUUUACUUCAUCUAUGCAAAGAGCGGUAAAAAGAUAUUGAAUAACAUAAUACAAAUAUCCAUAUAUAUCAUAAC